AUGAACCUGACUGAUUCUUCACCAUCAGAACUAAUAUUUGGGAGAUAUGGAUUUGUUGAUGAAUCUCCAGCAGUUGCUAUCCCUAUACUUAUGAUUCUAGUUUUUGCGUCACUUAUCGGUACGUUUGGCAACAUUCUUAUACUUAUAACAAUCAUCACGACAAAGAAUUUACAACGCUUGGAAUGUAUCUUUAUGGCUAACCUGGCUUUCUCUGAUAUGUAUGUCACGUUGCUAGCAGAUCCACUGAGUAUAGUAGCCAAACUUGAGGGCGAAGAGUUUUUUGACAAAUUACCAGGAUUUUGUCGGACAGUGGCCUCUGGUUGUACAAUAGCUUGUAUAAACUCAUUAGGAAGUAUCACUCUUCUUAGCUUCAACAGAUACGUGUUCAUAUGUCACCACAAAUACUACUUUCAAAUAUUUCAUAAGAAAACAUGCAUAAUCAUGUGCUGUUGUCUGUACUGCGUCGGAUUAUCAUUGGUCUUGUUGAACUUUGCCGGUAUAGGUGAUCAUUCAUUUGAUAGGAAGAGUUUAGAGUGUAUAUGGGACCGUUUGGAUACAUAUCCAUAUACUGUAAUAUUCUCAGUUGCGUUAGUAUGGAUUCCUGUUAUAAUAGUAGGAUUUUCAUAUCUUGGUAUAUUUCUAUCCGUUCACAAGUCACGUCAAAAUAUAAAGCAUAGCAGUUCCAUGCGGAAGACGUCGUACUCGAGUGGUCUGGCUAGAACUUUAUUCAUCAUAUAUGCAGUUUUCACUACUUGCUGGAUACCAUACGCACUAAUAAUUGUUUUAGAUAGAUACAACACAUUUCCUCACGAAGUUCAUAUCUAUAUUACAGUGUGGGCUCAUUUGCAUCCUUCCUUUAACUGGCUAGUUUAUUAUUUUACAAACACAAAAUUUCAAGCUGCAUUUGACAGGAUAGCCCACUUGGAUAAAAUAUUUGGCAGAUGCAGAAGCGGGCAGAGUAAUGAAGAACUAUCAACAUCGGGAGAACUACAAAAAGCAGAUACGAGUAAACAGCAUCACGAGUCUUCUGAGUUAAGUGAUAUAACAAAAUAAUAAUAUAUAGGACAUAGUCUGGUGGUGGAUAAAAGUAUACCAUGGUUUGUAUCAGAAGUUCGGACAUCCUGAUGUAAUAUAAAUGCGGAAUACGAGUUGAGAGAUAGUAUUUGACACCAGACAUAAAUG
Molecule: messenger RNA, 1182 nt
Organism: Mytilus trossulus (common blue mussel)
Lineage: Eukaryota; Metazoa; Mollusca; Bivalvia; Mytilida; Mytilidae
Product: melatonin receptor type 1B-A-like
Exons: 2
Coding region: 1-1053 (350 amino acids)
Biological process (GO): G protein-coupled receptor signaling pathway; phototransduction; cellular response to light stimulus
Cellular component (GO): plasma membrane
Molecular function (GO): G protein-coupled photoreceptor activity
Source: RefSeq, a predicted model, not a curated record